Molecule: messenger RNA, 1722 nt
Organism: Cherax quadricarinatus
Lineage: Eukaryota; Metazoa; Arthropoda; Malacostraca; Decapoda; Parastacidae
Product: succinate-semialdehyde dehydrogenase, mitochondrial-like
Biological process (GO): GABA catabolic process
Molecular function (GO): succinate-semialdehyde dehydrogenase (NAD+) activity
Source: RefSeq, a predicted model, not a curated record
UCAUCUAUCCCUCAGUGAAGCACAAGGGAUAUCGUUGUAGUUGUGGAACAACGCUCGUUCUGUCAAGGUAACCAUCGUUGAGUCAGUUUAAAUAGCACAGCUGGAACCCGCACGACGAGUCAUGUCACUGCAGGAACUACUGACGAAGGCGUACAUAGGAGGGUCUUGGAGAGCGGGGCGGGGCGGGACCUUCCCCGUCUACGACCCAGCUACAGGAGAGGAGAUAACCAGAGUGGCGGACUGCACCGUUGAAGACCUCGACGAAGCCAUUGAGGCGGCGUCGGAGGCUUACAGUUCUUGGCGUCACACCACAGUGAAGCAGAGAGCCACACUGCUCCACAAGAUCCAAGUUGCUCUCUUAGACAACAAGGACACCAUCGCCACCACUCUCACCAGAGAAAAUGGUAAGCCCAAAGCUGAGGCAGCGGGAGAGGUGAUGUUCGCAGCAUCGUUCUUCGAGUGGUUCGCUGAGGAAACUCGUCGCCAGUAUGGAGAGACCAUCCCCAGCGCUGCGGCAACCAAACGCAUGAUCACCGUCAGACAACCUGUUGGCGUAGCCGCUGUCAUCACCCCGUGGAACUUCCCCAUCGCCAUGCUCGCCAGGAAGGUGUCGGCUGCCCUGGCCGCCGGCUGCACCUGCGUCAUCAAGCCUGCAGAAGACACACCCCUGGUCGCCCUGGCCUUCGCCAAGGUGUGUGAGAGUGUGGGCGUGCCGGUGGGCGUGGUCAACGUGGUACCGUGCUCGCGUGGGCGUGUACAGCAAAUAGGAAGUCGUCUGUGUGAAUCACCCAAGGUCCACAUCCUCUUCACCGGAUCAACCGCAGUAGGAAAGUGGCUGUACUCGCGCUGCGGGUCCACCUUGAAGAAGGUGUCGCUAGAGCUGGGAGGAGAUGCUCCCUUUAUCGUCUUCCCCAGUGCCAACAUGGACACUGCCAUCGCUGGCACCAUGGUCUGCAAGUUCCGCAAUACCGGACAGACUUGCGUCACGGCCAAUCGUAUCUUCGUCCACGAGAGUGUCUACGAGGAAUUCGUGUCACGCCUGGCCAAGACCAUGGACUCUGAACUCAAGGUGGGGAACGGUCUCGACCUCGGCGUCAACCAAGGCCCUAUAAUCAACCAGCGACAGCUUGAACGACUGGAUAAGAUGGUGAGGGAGACGGUGUCAGCUGGGGCGCAGGUGGUACGGGGCGGGGCUAGUCAAGGAGGUCUCUACUACGCCCCAACACUGCUCACCGGCGUCACCCCUGAUAUGGCCCUGGCCAAGAACGAGAUAUUUGGCCCUGUGGCUCCCAUUAUCAAGUUCAGCACGGAGGAGGAGGUGGUCAGUCUGGCCAACACCACGGACAGGGGACUGGCAGGUUACUUCUACUCGAACGACCUGAGUCAGGUGUGGAGGGUGGCGGAGGCUCUGGAGGUGGGCAUGGUGGGUGUGAACGAGGGACUGCUGUCCACCUGUGAGGCUCCCUUCGGAGGCUUCAAACACUCAGGUCUCGGCAAGGAGGGUUCUAAACACGGCCUCGACGAGUACUCCAACCUCAAGUACAUCUGCUUCGGUGUCUAGUUUCCCAGAGCUCAACUUGGUCAACCUCAGACUUCUUCACUGCUUAAGGUUCAUCGUGAAGACCAUGAAGCUCUACUCUACUCUACUCUACUCUAUCUUUAUUAUUAAAAGCAACACUGUACUGUAGCACUUCGGACGUACCAACGCAAAGUAAAAACAAG